Molecule: messenger RNA, 659 nt
Organism: Tripterygium wilfordii
Lineage: Eukaryota; Viridiplantae; Streptophyta; Magnoliopsida; Celastrales; Celastraceae
Product: 60S ribosomal protein L26-1-like
Exons: 1
Coding region: 53-493 (146 amino acids)
Biological process (GO): ribosomal large subunit biogenesis; cytoplasmic translation
Cellular component (GO): ribosome; cytosolic large ribosomal subunit
Molecular function (GO): structural constituent of ribosome; RNA binding
Source: RefSeq, a predicted model, not a curated record
AACCCUAGCUGCCGCCUCCACAUCGACACGCCCACACAAAGAGGUGGCCAAGAUGAAGUACAAUCCCAGGGUCUCCUCCUCUCGCCGCAAGAAUCGCAAGGCGCACUUCACGGCGCCGUCGAGCGUCCGGCGCUUACUGAUGAGCGCGCCGCUCUCGGCAGACCUCCGCCAGAAGUACAACGUGCGGUCGAUGCCUGUCCGUAAGGACGACGAGGUGCAGGUGGUCCGUGGCCAUUUCAAGGGACGCGACGGCAAAGUCGUCCAGGUCUACCGCCGGAAAUGGGUCAUUCACAUCGAGCGCGCAACUCGUGAGAAGGUCAAUGGGCAAACCGUCAACGUUGGUAUCAACCCCUCAAAGGUCGUCAUCACUAAGCUCCGCCUUGACAAGGACCGGAAGUCGCUUCUCGACCGAAAGGCCAAGGGUCGUGCUGCUGCCGAUAAGGACAAGGGUACCAAGUUUACUGCUGAAGACAUCAUGCAGAGUGUUGAUUGAAUCAAACAUUGAUUCAGUAGGUUUUGGUGGAUAGCAAAGAUUCCCGCUUUUAAGUUUUAAUUUUUAUAUUCAGUAUGUUGUGUGAUGGAUCUGGAAUUUCAUUAGGGUUUUUGAAAACCUUGUGGAAUUUUGCAGUAUUUCAAUUUUAUAUUUCGAUUUCUUCUAC